AUGAGCACUUCGUCUCCUCCCACUCCGCCAUCCAGGGCCUUAAUAGAUGAUGAACGGCGAUUCAAAACCAUUACAUUACCUUGUGAGUGGGUGGAGGAUUAUCGGCCAGGUGGUUAUCAUCCAGUCGUUCUCGGCGACGUCUUCAACCACCAGUACAAGGUCAUCCGGAAGCUUGGCGAGGGCUCCUACUCAACGGUUUGGCUCGCCCAUGACCUAAAGUAUGUCCAUCUUUCGCAUUUCUACUACCGACGCUAUAUAUCAUCGUUACUCAUUUCGUUUAGUAACAGUCGAUAUGUCGCCCUGAAGAUACUUGUGUCGGAAAUCUCGGAAUCGACAACUGAGCUACGAAUAUUACGCCAUAUCAUCGAAUACGCACCAGAAGAAGGGUCCCGAUAUAUCACGCUACUGCUGGACGAAUUCGAACACCGCGGACCCAAUGGCCUCCACAUGUGCCUGGUACUUGAGCCUAUGGGCCCGAGUGUCAAUACGAUGGUCGAGGAGCUGCCCCAGUUCAAACCUCGUAGGCGAGGAAUGAAGAUCCGCUAUCCGCUUCAGAUGGCAAAGAGUAUCCUUAAGCAAUCCUUACAGGCUCUUGCAUUUCUGCAUGAAAAUGGUAUUGCCCAUGGAGACUUCCAGCCGGGAAACAUACUCUUCCCUCUUAUCGAUGUUGACUCGACCCCUGAGGAAUUGCUACUACAAGAGGAAGAUGUGCAAGCCCGGUCGAUCUCGCCUCCGGUACAGAGGCUGGAUGGUAAACAAGAUAAAUGGGCGCCUCAAUAUCUUUGCGUUGCGCAGCCACUGGUGCCCUUUACUUGCUACGCCGAAGGGUUCAAGGUCAAAUUAUCCGAUAUGGGCGGUGGUCAGUCCCUCCAUUCCUUUUUCUUGACGAAUAUUAAUACUCACACCUCAAUUCCCUGGACAGCUUAUUUCUUUACCGACCCACCAACAAAGCCCGUUACUCCACUCGGUCUUCGAGCUCCCGAGUUGAUUCUUACCGGAGCCGUCAACAAUACCGUUGAUAUCUGGAGCUUCGGUUGCCUUAUUUUUGAGCUAAUUACCGGACAGCCACUCUUCUGUAUACCAUGUUCCGAGAUGGAAGAUGACGAUCAUCUUCUCUCCCUCACCGCCCAGCUCGGUGCCCUCCCCGACGAGUUAUUCAGGCAUUGGACAACCUCGUCGCUCUACUUUACGCCCGAGAGGAAGCUCUUUAAUUGUCAGCUUGGAGGAGUCGCUCCCGGGGAGGAACCGCUUAUAGUGGAGCAGACGUCCAUGGAAGAGUGCUUCGAUCGGGCAGGCCCGGAUCUCGAUGAGGAGGAAGCUAAGAAAGUGAAAGCGCUUAUUCGAUGGAUUUUGCAAUAUGACCCCGGGAAGAGACCUUCGCCUACGAAAAUCUUAUCAGAUCCAUGGUUUUGCGAGAUUGACGUUGAGGACGACCCAUCUAAGAUAUCUAUAGUCUAG
Molecule: messenger RNA, 1458 nt
Organism: Penicillium digitatum Pd1
Lineage: Eukaryota; Fungi; Ascomycota; Eurotiomycetes; Eurotiales; Aspergillaceae
Source: RefSeq, a predicted model, not a curated record